Messenger RNA from Caenorhabditis briggsae, 1866 nucleotides. NCBI's taxonomy places the organism in Eukaryota, Metazoa, Nematoda, Chromadorea, Rhabditida, Rhabditidae. Bases 1 to 1866 code for a protein of 621 amino acids. The record is from RefSeq and is a predicted model, not a curated record. The transcript has 8 exons.
AUGAUCCGGAGGAAGAAGUCGUCAACUGGAAGAUCUGGACGCAAAAGAAGAGGAGAGUCAACUUCACCAGCUCGUGAGCCUGAUGAGGUCGACGCUCCUCCAGAGUUUUCUGAAUAUGAUUACGAGAAGAUGAGCCCAUAUAUUCUGAAAGCUCUCAAAGGAACAGUAUAUCCAUUUAUGUCGAACGGAUAUAUUCAUCUUAUACACGAACUUGAAAAGAUGCUCGCAACGAAUCAUUUCACUUUGGAAUAUAUGGCCGGAGAAAUACAGUUUAUGAGUGAAGGGUAUUAUCCAACACCGAACUUAAAUAAUCGCAAGAUGCCGGAAUACGAUACCAAAGAACAGGGAAAUCAUACUUCUGAUGAUGAAGGAACGGAAGUUGCAUCUGUUAGAACCGCUGCUGUUGCAAACGACGAAGAAAUGGCCAAGGAAGCCGAAAUCUGCUUGCUGCCAGAAGAAGGCGAGGAUGACGACUUUGAUGAGUAUCCAGCAUACCACGUGGGAACUCGCUUCUGGACCUGGUGCCGAAAAAGCUUCAUGGGGAAAAUCGACACCGAAUUUCUGGAGAAUUUCAAGGAACACAUUUUGGAUGCGUACAGUGAUGAAGAACUUCAGAAGUUUCUGGUCAAUGAGCCAUGGAAAUAUCGGAAAAGAGCAGUACACACAUCUCGAAGAAAAUCAUUGAACACUUCAAAUAACAAGAAGAAGGUUUCCAUUUCGAAUGAGGUUACAUCUCCAUCAACAUCUAAUGGAGUGAAGAACGGAGCUCGUAAAGGCUCUCUCGCUGGCUACCGUAUUCCAAAUCGUAGAAAUUCUGAACGGGACAAGGAAGCAAAUAACAAUAAGAUCAUGCCAAUAAUUGAUUCAAUGGUUUACACGGCUUGCAAAGAAUACAAAGAUGGAAGAUCUGUUCCGGAGACACCAACGAUACGACGUGGAAGGUCUCGCUUGACAAGUCCAGAAGUCGUUAGAGAGAGGAAGGUAGCUAAAAUGGAGAUCGAUUCGGAUUCCGACGCUGAAGUUGAUACGUACAAUGACAAGAACCAACCAGGUCCUUCAUCACGAAUGCUAUCACCGAGACAACUGAAGAAAGAGAAAAUUGAAGAUGACGAUGAGUACGAGAGAAUGGGGAAUGGAAACAGUUCCACUAAUGGAAUUAAUGGGACAAAUGGUCAUACCAGGAAGCCACAUUCACCGAAACGAAAGAAUGGAGAUAUCAGAAGUUAUUUCAAUUCGGUUCCAAAAAAUGCAAUUCCAAGUACCAGCAAUUCCCGACCACUGGUGGAAGAAAAUGGAUUUGGAGAUCUUGAUAUACCUUCGGAUAUCGAAGAUUUUGAUGCCAAAGCAAUCGGGUCAAAAAUCGUAGCAAAGUUGAUUGCAGGAGGUAUACUUCAAGAAUCUAGUGCACAAAUAUUCGAUCAAAUGACCCGGGAAGAUGAAACAGAAACUUCGAACUCAUCGAUCAAAGUUGAGAUGUGUGAAGAAGGAAAAGAAGAUGCUGAAGAUCAAGAACUUGGUGAACUAGCUGAAGAACUUCACAAUCUCCAACUGAGCUUAAAAGAGGAAAUGGUUGCCAAGAAGGCGUUGAUGAUGCUGACAUGGAGACGUGCUAAAGCUCAUUUCGCAUUCUUCCACACUUUCGAUCAGCUCAAACGCGGAGACUAUGAUCUUUUCAAACUUGGAAUCAACAUGUAUCGAGAUUUUCCGAAUCGUAAACUUCCUGGAAUCUCUGAAACAAUGCUUCUCAAAAUUGGUCUCAAGAAACGUAAUCAUCUGGCUAGACUGCACUACGGAAAGAUGUAUCGACGGCAUCCAAAGUUCAGAUGGCAUCAAGCAUAUGUUACCGCUUCUAGUCGUCUUCAUUAA